GGUGUCAUUGAGCAACCCAGGGAAAGACUUGCAGCUGAAAUUCGCCAAGCACUUUGUAGUAGCUUUUAUUGUUUGGGUUUAUAGCCAGUUCUUCAUUGGCUGUGGAGCCCAUAAUUUGACAACAAAAUCUGAUGAUUUGAAAAGGCACCUGAUUCAUUUUUUCUGGAGUGGAGAAAAAUACAGAGCCACUUGAAGUACUUUUGCUCUGUGAAACCUCUGUGUUGAAAAUUAAGGUGGUAAAAAUCUCACAAGUGCUAACAGAUGAGCUUCAUUUACAAUGUACCAGACCAGCAGGUCGACUCAGAAGAAUUUGACUUUUCGGUACUUUUUGAUAAUAGUCACGAUGAAGACUUUGCCACAAAAGAGGCAGAAAAUGUUGCUGCUUCUCACAAAGGCAUUGUUCCUCCUUCUGGGAUUGGUUAUCCAACUAUGGAUGUCUCCCACUAUGGAUCUCAGUCAUGUAGCUCCAUGGCAUCUGCAGUACUAGUUGGAGAACACAUGAGUGGAUACGGCCAAGUGGAAAACAGAGAUUUCAAAAACUACCUGGAAGCUGCAAAGCCCCCUGUAUCAUCUGGAGUAGAAAGCCCAAGAAUCGAGAUCACACCAUCACCUGGACUGUUUCAUGCAGUCAGCUGCGGAGAGCAAGCAUAUCAUUCUCCCACUGCAGUUCCUCGAGUUACUUUGCCUGUGCCAGGCUCAGAAAGCAUUGUAUACAGAGACCCACUGAGUCCAGCCAGUAGUGGCUCAUCCACAAGUUGGCAUUCCUUUGUGUCUCAUGAGUCGAGCUGUUCCCACUAUGGAAUGUCCCCUCAGACAUCUCCACUAACAUCGCCGUGUGUCUCCCCAAAGAAUGGCUCCGAAGAAUAUCAAGGUCAGGGUGCUCACCAUUCUCCAAGAACAUCUCCUGUCAACUCCCCAUCAACUCACACUGAAAAUUGGCAGGGUGCAAGGUCACCAUCCCCGACCCCCCGACCUUCCUCGAGGUCGUCAUCACCCUGUGGAAAGAGGAGGUAUUCCUGCGACCGCUCAAGAACUCCUUCUCCACAGGCAUCGCCAAGAGUUAUUUCAAGAGAUGAACCUAAUUUUCACCAAUUUUCAAAUUCUGCAAGUCUUGCUGAUGCUAUGAGCACUCUCACCACAGAUUCCAACAAUGAAAUGCUUCCAACAAAGGCCCGGAUCAUGGAUCAUACACCACCAUCCUCCCUUAAAACUGACAUGUGUAAAGGUGAAAAACUUGCUAGCCUUUCCACACUGAAUUUUGCCGAGUUUUCAGGGCCAUGUCAGGAUGUGAAGAAAGAUGUCUAUGGUAUUGACCCAUUUUUUCUGAUGCCCCCUCAUCCAUUUCAUUGGACAAAACCCAAACCAUCCUGCAGUGUCCCUUCUCUCCCUCCUUUGGAGUGGCAGCUGCCAAGUGUAUCAGGACCAUAUGCAUUGAAGAUUGAGAUACAGCCUAAGCCUCACCAUCGGGCACACUAUGAAACAGAAGGCAGUCGGGGGGCAGUUAAAGCACCUAGUGGUGGCCAUCCUGUUGUCCAGCUCCAUGGCUACAUGGAAAACAAGCCUUUAAGCCUGCACAUAUUUAUUGGAACAGCAGAUGAGCGGCUACUGAGACCACAUGCUUUCUAUCAAGUCCAUCGCAUCACCGGCAAGACAGUCUCAACCACCAGCUAUGAAAAAAUCUGUGGAAAUACCAAGGUUUUAGAAAUCCCGCUUCUGCCAGAGAACAACAUGAAAGCAGCGAUUGACUGUGCUGGGAUCUUGAAGCUGAGAAAUGCUGACAUCGAAUUGAGGAAAGGGGAGACGGAUAUUGGCAGAAAGAACACCAGAGUGAGGCUUGUUUUCCGGGUACACAUUCCUCAAGCUAAUGGCAGGGCUCUCUCACUACAGGUUGCUUCCAACCCCAUUGAAUGCUCUCAGAGAUCGGCACACGAAUUGCCAAUGGUGGAAAAGCAGAGCACAGACAAUUGUUUGGUUACGGGUGGACAACGAAUGAUCCUCAAUGGUCAAAAUUUUACUACCGAGUCAAAGGUUCUUUUCACAGAGAAGACUCAUGAUGGACAACAGAUAUGGGAGGUAGAGGCAACAGUGGAUAAAGAUAAAAGCCAGCCUAGCAUUCUCUUUGUUGAAAUUCCACGCUAUCGGAACCAACAUAUCCACGCAGCAGCCAAGGUGAACUUCUAUGUUGUUAAUGGAAAAAGGAAAAGGAGCCAACCACAGAGAUUUACAUACCUCCCUGCAGUGCCUACUAUUAAAACAGAGCCUACUGAUGAGUGUGAAGACACCAUUUUCUGCAAUACUAUACAUCAUAGAACCAUGUCUCAGUUUUAUUCUACGCAGCAGGUCAUGACCCCAGUGAUGGUCACUAACCCCACUUCCUGCCUUGGGGGAAGUAUGGCUUCCUGUCGUUCUGGAUUUUCUCCACAUGAUUCUAAGUACCAGCAGCAGAAUCCAACAGGAGUUGUCUAUCAGAGAUCCAAAGGUGGCAGUCCUAAUCAUCUUGGCUAUCAACCACCUACAGUUAUGGUGCCAUCAAUUCCCAUAAUUCAAGAUGCUCACAAAUCAGUGUUGGUGCAUGCCGGGUCACCAGUCCAGCCUUCUAUGACACACCACUCUCCAACCAAUCAGUCUUCCACCAUAAUUCAUCAUUCCCAUAACAACCAUGAGUCUUCUUCCAUGAUUCACAAUUCUCCAACCAAUCAUCAAUCACCUCUGAUACAACACUCCCCAACCCAUCAGCAGUUAUCUUCUCUGAUUCACCAUCCACCAAGUAGCCAGCAGUUGAGAUACAGCAGCCACCAGGAUUAUCAGCACCAGGUAUAUUCAGAGAAUGAUGCCCAUGUGCCUAUUGUGCGGUCUAGUACACCACAAGCAGUACAUCAUAUGCAAAAAAAUAGCCCAAAUCAGUAUGCAGCUGUGAUUCAACAACAGCAAACAUCCGAUGCAAUCCAGAAGGUUUCCAAAAAUGGCACUUCACCAACUCACCUUGCAUCAUUGAUACUGGAUCAGCAGGAGAAGGAAACUACAGUUACUGGAGUCACAGUGAAACAGGAACCACAGAACCUGGACCAGGCAUAUUUGGAUGAUGAAACUACAUGGGACUUCUUCCAAAGGCUGGAACACUUUAAUAAGUUAAUGAAAUUAUAAGGAAAGAUCUUUCUGGACUCACUGCCACAAGCCAGUCUUAGACCCACAAAUUCGCAAUGAAUGCUUCCUAGCACAACCUUGGAAAUUCUCUGCACUUCCAGUGACGCCCUGUGUUUACCAAUGGGUCAGCCGAAAGGUUCACAUUCAGCUGCACAGAACAAUAUGCUGGCAAGGAGUUAGCUACUCUGACUAAUCAUCAUGGGAACUUCAGCUUAGCAACUUUUCCUCAUUGUUUCCAUUCAUUCAAAGUCCUUAUUGGGUCCAGAAACUGUAUUUUUAGUUUACACGUGUUAACUUUUGUUCAGUUGGAUCACACCCAUUUCCACCCAAACUUGCAAAAAAGGACUGACCUGCAACCCUCUCCUUUGGAUAUUUUAGCUUCUUUAAGAAAAGUCUCUUCCUCAUGACUUCUUUAAUUACAAUAGAAGAGUCUCAAAUUUGCAACCAUUUUCGUACUUUAGAUCCAAACAUGAUUUGAAGUGAAAAUGAAAAGUGCUGGUAUGAAUAGGCAGUUAAUUAUAAGAAUGUGCAUCUCCGCCAAUUUGGCAUCCUAGAUCAAAGCACCAGAAUGAUCUAUGCUCAUUUAUAUAGGUGGUUGCACGCUAUAUUGGCAUAUGCUGCACCAUGCGACUUUGAACACUGGUAAAACAGGAUUAGGCCAUUUAGCACCUUGAAUCUGUUCUGCCAUUCAAUGAGAUCAUGUCUGAUCUGCGACCUAACUCUGCUGCAUAACUCUUAGCAAAAAAUCUACUUAUCUCAGCUUUUAAAUUAACAAUUGAUAGAGCAUUACUUGCCCUUUGCAGAAGGGUUCCAAAUUUAUGCCACCCUUUGUGCAUAGAAGUGUUUCCUAAUUUCACUCCUGGUAGAUUUGGCUCUAAUUUUUAAACCAUGUCCCCUGCGCAAGACUCCCCAACCAGCAGAAGUAAUAUCUCUACCUACCUUAUCUGUUCUCCUUAAUAUCUUGAAAACUUCAACAAAUCACCCCCUCACCUUCUGAAUUCUAGAGAAUACAAUCCAAGUGUACUGUUCUGUUUCCUCAUAACUUAACCCUUGGGUGCAGGUAUCAUUCUGGUGGAUGUAGGAACAUAUUUUUUGUAGGUAGCAGCCAGAAAGUUAAAAGUGCUACAACAAGUUAUUGGCUUACAUUGAGCAGUAGUAAUUAGUGAAUGAUCAGCAGAAAACAAGAUUUCCAUUUAAAUAAAGUACAUUAUUCCAUGUCCAAUGGAGUGUGACAACCAUUUAAAAAGCAUAGUUAGCACAAAUAGACUGUACUGAAGUUCUUGAUUUUUUCUGCCACAUCCUGUGAUAUUGGUGAUGUAACUAACACAUGAAGUCACAUUACCAAUCUCACAAGCUUACUCUGAGAAAAUUGUAGAAUCAAACAGCAACUAAUAUUUAUGCUGAUUCACCAGAUAUUCGAUUUAUUUAACCAACAUCAUCAGUCAUUGCACAUCUAGUUGUUAACGCAUAAAGCUUUUAAUAAAUAAAUCCUUUCUGUAUACUUAAAUAGAUUUCCCAUUAUAUAAGUAAAAAAUCUAAUUGCUAUUUCAAUAAAUACUUCAUGUUAGCUGUUUGCUAUAACAGUUAAAUCUACUUUUUUAAAAAGCUGGGAGUGAAGUUAUUAAGUUUUCAAAAGAAUCAAGAUAAUAUCAACUAUGUGUUUAAAAUAUCUGGUGUAUAUGUUAUGUGUUUAUUUUUUGAAGUUAUUAAGUUCAGAGUACAAACUUCUCUAAUGCCCAGGCAACAGGUUCCAGUUUUAUGGUCAAUAUUUUGGGGGCUUUAAUCACCAUUGUUAAAAACCAUAAUAUAACGCUUGUAUGUAUCUCAGAUUGAAUAUUGUUAUUUUUCUGAAUUUCUUCUUUAAAAUGGAAUUGCAAUAUUUUCAUGAAACCGAUAAUAUGGCACUUGGAUUGUUUCAAGUGUCACCAUCUCUAGCUGGAUGCUUUUGAAUUCAUCAGUCUGAUAUCCCAACAAAUUGGAUGAUACAGAUUUUGAGAUGUUCAAGUCCUCAACAUACUUUUCAUUUUCUCAGAAUACAGGAUGUCUUUCUUGACACUGGGAUCUUGAGCAAAUUAUGUUACAAUUGAUACUUAACACAGUUAUCAUUGGUAUUAAAUGCAGGACAACAAAUUAAAUGACAGCUUUAUUUUUCCCCCAUUGGUAAAGCUGGCAUAUUUUUACAGAAUCACUAGGAUCUUGGGGUUAAUUAUUACUCAGAACUCUGGAGUGUUUCCAUUAAACACUUGAAAUGUUUUUGAUGGCACCCUGAUCUCAAUUCUUGUGAAUCUUUGAUAUCGCACAACACUGGUGCUAUAUCAACAGUCCCACUAUAAAAAUAGCACUUACAGCUGACCUUCCAAUUCUGAUGGAGUGGAUAGUUUAACCAGUUUUUGAUCCAUUAUGAAAUCUCCCUGCACCUCUCCUACUGAAGUGAUCCUUAUGUUUCUUGCACUGAGGGAGAUUAUUCCUUUUCAGUGUAAUUUCAAUGGUUGGUAAGGUUAAAUGCACAGCUGAAUUGAAUUUCAAUGUUAUAACUAUUAAUUUGUUACUUCUAACUGCCAUAUUGUGGGGCUAUUUGUAACCUAAUGGCACUAUAAAAUUAUCCUGUGUGAUUAGUUGCCAAUAGCGCUAAGCCCCAGAAUUUUUCAUAUUUUUCAUAAUGUGAUAGAUAUUUUUUGCAAAGAAAAAAUUGUUCAUCCCCCCAUUUUGCUAAACUGUAAAAGACUAUUUCUUGAGCACUUUGGCUUUCCUAUGGGCACCCAAUUGUUUUGAAAGCCCCCAGCACCUGGACUGGUUUGUAAUUUGGUGCCUCAUUAGAGAUCAAUCAGCAUUGUCUCUUCAACAGUCUAUUCUGCUUUAUAAAUAAAUACAUUAACCUUUAGUCUCAACACCUAAGUGAUAUUAUAUGACUUCAAAAUGUUUUAUUGAUGUGUUGAAUGUAGAACUGAGAAAGCUCAAAUAAGGCUUUCAUAUGGAUGACUUUAUUUUAGUUUUAUAUUUUGUUUAUAUUUAGCUUGCUUAAAUUCAAAGUGCUUCUUACAGUAUUUUCAUUCCAUAAUAACUGAUUAUCAAGAACGUCACUGAUUUGUUAGAUGGCGUUUCAUAUGUUUUAUGCUUGACUAUGGAUACUGCCAAUUGAUGUAAAUAGCUUGUAAAGUAGGGAUCAGAAAUGAGAAGCCGUUAACCGCAGUGGAAUAUAAAUGAUAGGGAUGGCAUUUUCUAAUCUUUUAUUGUAAGCACAUUACUUUAUUUUCUUUCUCCUUUAAAAAGCCACGCUUAAGUUUAGCUACUGUUAAAAAAUGUUUGACUUUUGCUGUAAAUCUAUCUGAAGGAAUCUUCUUUAAGAUUUUCUCUUGUCUAUUAUUUAUCAAUGAUGGAGAGAACAAUCUCCUAGCUUUUGCUUUUGAACAUGAUGUUUCCUGUGUCAUCUACAAUUGGUCUCCCAUCUCUGACUUAAUGUUAUAAUCAAAAAAGUAUAAGAACCAGUAACUCCUUCUACAAGUCCCAUAAAAUAGCCUAUUGGGUCCUAUAUUACAAAUUGAAAUUUUUACUAUUUAAAGAGGUGUAUUACAGCAAUAUAUAAUCUUGAUAAAUUUAAUAUACGUUCUAAUUUAGUCACCCUUCAGAGAAUUCCUUUUCAUAAUCUAUUCCCCUUUUCUAAAGUGAAAAGCACAUUAGUAAUAGCACUUAAUAAAAGUCAUAAAUCAGAAAAGCAGGAUGAAGCUAGACAAUCCAUUUAUUUGAUAUCACAAUUCAUACAUUUAAAACUCAAAUCUUUUGGGAAAAAACUUAUGUGAAUUCAUUUGGACUAAUAAAUGGGCUGAAGUACAAAUAAAUUUACAUGCUUAAUUUAAUUUCAUGAUUCCAAUCUUUAGUGAUCACCAUAAGGAAUAUUGUUCUUUAUAGAGCUGGCCCUGAACAUUAUUGUGUAACAUUAUUGCUUUUAUUUGAACAUUUUAUACUAUUGAAUAUUAUUGUUUUUGUUUCAAUAUGCACAAUGUAGCUUAUAGACCUAUUUUAUUACAAACAUAUAAAUACAUAUCAAAAGGAAAGUUAGUAAUUGAGGUUAAAGUGGAAGAUGUUUAGAAGAGUCAGCAUCUUGUAAUGUGUAAUGUAAUUUGUGUACAGUUUAUUAUUUUUUCUUUAGAACAUUUUCAGCUCCAAAAUUAUUCUCAUUGCUAUCUUUUGCCAAGCUGUUUCAGUUCUUUCAAAGCUGUAGUAAGUGAUGCACAAAAUCCCUCUACCAACAGCUUUUAACCCCUUAAAAUCAGCAGUGCUGCAGCUUUGCUGUAUCUACAUAUGAUGAGCAAGGACAUCUUGUAUUAGUUUAUUUUGGAUGAUGGCCACAUUUGUACACGAGGAAACACCAUCUUUCCUCAGCUGUCUGAAUGUUUUGCUGCAAUGCCUUCCUGUCAUUGUACCGAGAAGAUUUCAAAGAAGAACCGCUUGCCAAAAAAAAACAAGCAUGUUUUCCACAGCCCUCUAUAAAAUGAAAUAUUGAAUUUCUCAAUAGAGAAAUAGUCUUUUUUUUUGCUAAGCAGCUACCAAGCAAAGCAUGUAUUGAGCCAACAAAGCUCUUAGCAAUGGUCAACUACAGAAAGCUGACUCAUACGGGGUCUGAUAGCAGAAAGAAUGUGAUAAAGUGAAGAUUUGCACUGUUAAAUGUAAUGAGUUUAUAAGUGCCAUUGUUUAAGAGCAAUAUAUUCCUUCUGAAUGUAGAACUUCUCUAAAGACAGCACUAUAUUUUUUUGUAAUGUAAAGAUUUCUGCUGCUUACCUUUGUACUCAAAAAAGUUCUCAGUAACUAUCUGAAAAGCAUGUUGUUAUUUUAGAAAUUUUGCAAGUUUUUUAUUCUGUAUUUCUCUAGGCCAUGUACCAGUGUUGGUACUAUUUGCUUUAUUUGCCUGCCUCUUUAACCCCUUUAGUGUCAGAUCUUAACAGGAUUUAUACUAACAUAUUGUAGUCAAAUAUGCUUUCAAAUACUAGUUAUACAUAUAGAAGUAUUUAACAUUUAUUCAAUGUAAAGAAAUAUAUUUACUAUGUUUUCAAAAAACUAAGAACAGGCACAGAAGGGGUUAAAAAAAGUCUGACUAAUAUUGACAUAUAUUCUUUAAACAAUGUAUUAAAUCAUAAACAUUUGUACUCUGCUAAUUAUAAUAAAUUUUUCCAUUGUCUUGCUUAGAUCUGUGCAAUUUAUCAAUAAAAGCAAAAAAAAGCUGGA
Molecule: messenger RNA, 8364 nt
Organism: Carcharodon carcharias (great white shark)
Lineage: Eukaryota; Metazoa; Chordata; Chondrichthyes; Lamniformes; Lamnidae
Gene: nfatc2a
Product: nuclear factor of activated T cells 2a
Exons: 11
Coding region: 262-3144 (960 amino acids)
Biological process (GO): calcineurin-NFAT signaling cascade; regulation of transcription by RNA polymerase II; cytokine production
Cellular component (GO): transcription regulator complex
Molecular function (GO): DNA-binding transcription factor activity, RNA polymerase II-specific; transcription factor binding; RNA polymerase II cis-regulatory region sequence-specific DNA binding
Source: RefSeq, a predicted model, not a curated record